GUUAGAAAAAUUUGUUUGAAAAAUAUUAGUUACAACUAGAGGUAUACAUUUAAUCAUUUUCUUGUUUUUAUUGGAUUAGAUACAGAAAAAUGUAUUUUCUAAUAUUACAACCUAAGAAUGACAUUACCGAUAAAUUAUAUGAAUUUCCGAAAAAUAAAUAACUAGUAAUUUUGCAUCUUUAUCUAAGAGAUGCAUAAGAAUUAUAUUAAAAUAAGGUAUAGGCAUAGAUUAGUAUAUAGCGUGAGAUUAAAUACACAUGUGUAUUUAAUCUAUGAUAUAGGAUUCAUCUUUGAUAAUAAUCAACAAUUUCUGAUAAUAUAUUAGGUGAUAUAUCAUCAGAAAUUGUUAAUUUUUUAAAUAUAUUACAUAGUUUUAGAUCAUAAAAUUAAAUAAUAGCUAGUAAAUACUUAGAUAAUAAAUUUAUUAUCUAUAUUUGUAAUUUAUUAUUAAAACGCUGCAUAUUUAGUUAGCGUACUUAAUGCUAUGUACUUAGCAAGUUAUUAUACAACUAAAUAUAUAAAUAGCUAUAUAAAUGGAGUUUCAAAAAGAUAUUGGUGAAAUUAUGUAUGGGUUAGGUGAAUACAAGGCCAUACCACAAACAAUUGAAGCUGUUCAAUCUGUACUUAUUAAGCAAAUAUCAAUGUUAUUAGUACAAUCUGCAGAAAUUGCUUGCAUUCGUGGUAGCCAUGAGAUAUCUACUAUAGAUAUAAUAUUUUUGUUGAGAAAAUAUAAGUAUACUUUGAAUAAAAUUGUGCAGUAUUAUAAACAUAAAAGAGAUAAGAAUACUUCUAUAUACUUGGAAAAUGUAAAUAAUGAGGAACAAGUAGAAUAUGAAAGAGCUCAUAAAAAACAAAAAAAAAGUGGUUGUUUUAAAUCUGAAAAAAUAAAUGAUGUUGCAAAUUCUCUAGAAGAUGAUGGCUUUAAUUUUAAUUUUACAAAAAGCUCAACAAAUAUUGACUAUAAAAAUGAAACAGAAGUCAUUAAUCCAUAUUUAAUCAACAGAAAAAAUACAAUUUAUAACAAUAUCAUUGAUGUUUUAGAAGAAUUGAAUGUUGAUCUUGAAGAAUAUGAUGAAAAAAUAGUUAAAGCUCAUAAUUCUUGGGCGCUUAAAACUGGAGCUGCUAUGUUAAAAAUUGAACCUGAAUUAGGAGAGUAUUAUCAGAAAUAUAAAUCAAAAACAUUUCAUGAUACAGAUUUUCUAAAGAAAGUUCUUGAAUUAUUGCCAUGGAGUAUAAAGUAUGAUACUUAUGCUUGUGAUAUAUUUCAGUUUUUAGCAAAAGAAACAAUAUCAUGUUUGAUAUUUCAAGUACAUCAAAAUAGAAUUAAAAAAAAUUUAAAGUCAAAGAAACCAUCAGUUAUUGAAGAAAUUGAAAAUAUUUUAGCAAUCCAAAUAGAAAAGCCAAUUACAAUUGAAGAAAUUACAGAAAUUACAAAUGACACAUGGUGUAAUUUAUAUAUAAAAAAAGAAAUUCCAUUUAUGCCAAGUAGUGAUAUUUUUAAGGGUAAAUUUAUUCUCGACUAGUGAAUUUUAAAGUUAAAUCUUUUUAUUUGUGUGUAUAAAUUUUUCGAAAUUAACAAAUAAAACGUAAUCAUAAGCUAUACAUUGUGUAUUUCAAAUUAAUAUUUUAGCUGAUAAUACUGUCCAUUCAAUUUUGUAAGUAUACAAAUAAAAUACUCAAUAGAUUAAAGUAUACUGUUAUAAGCAACAUAAUAUAUUUAAAUUGUUACAUAAAUUCAAUUUUUCUGACUAGAUUUUAUAAAUAAAAAAUGUUAUUAGAA
Daktulosphaira vitifoliae (grape phylloxera) is the source of this 1779-nucleotide messenger RNA. RefSeq lists its product as uncharacterized. Lineage: Eukaryota; Metazoa; Arthropoda; Insecta; Hemiptera; Phylloxeridae. Gene Ontology annotation, biological process: transcription by RNA polymerase II. The record is from RefSeq and is a predicted model, not a curated record. The coding region runs from base 533 to 1522 and encodes 329 amino acids. The transcript has 7 exons.